CAGUUUCCCUUGCCCUUGCACCCUCUUUUCCUCUUCAAUUAUUUUCUCCCCAAUCAUCCACUUCCACACUAAUUCCAGUGAAUGAAAAUACACAUUAUUAAUCAAUUCAAUAUCAAUAAAGAGAAGAAAAGAGAAGAGAAAAGAAAAGAAAAGAAAAUGAACCAUUAGUGACAAGAAAGAUCUUCCGGUUCUUUGUUCCUUCACUACUGCUUAUCUCCUUGUCUUGCAUAAAGAAAAAAAGAAAGGAGAGAGAGAGAGAGAGAGAGAGAGAGAGAGAGAGAGAGAGAAUGGGGAGAGGGAGAGUGGAACUGAAGAGGAUAGAGAACAAGAUCAAUCGUCAGGUGACUUUCUCGAAGAGGAACGGUUUGCUCAAGAAAGCUUAUGAGCUCUCCGUGCUUUGCGAUGCUGAAGUCGCUCUCAUCAUCUUUUCCAGCCGUGGCAAGCUCUAUGAGUUCGGCAGUUCUGGAACGACCAAAACCCUAGAGAGGUACCAACGUUGCUGCUUUAAUCCUCAGGACAACAGUAUCGAACACGAAACACAGAGCUGGUACCAGGAGGUAUCGAAAUUGAGGGCAAAGUACGAAUCUCUUCAACGCACUCAAAGGCAUUUGCUGGGAGAAGAUCUUGGACCGUUGAGUGUAAAAGAGUUGCAAAAUCUGGAGAAGCAACUGGAAGGAGCUCUCCUGCAAACAAGGCAAAGAAAGACACAAAUAAUGAUAGAACAAAUGGAAGAGCUGAGGAGAAAGGAGCGUCAGCUUGGAGACAUGAACAAGCAGCUCAAGCUUAAGGUUUCACUAGAGUUGUCAUCGCUGCAGCAGGCAGCUGAUCAAGGGCAAGGUCUUAGACCCCUUCCGUGCUCAUGGACUCCUAAUCCCUCGGCCGGAAACAGCAGCUUUGCUCUUCACCCUUCUCACUCCAACCCGAUGGACUGCGAUACCGAACCCGUCCUACAGAUAGGGUAUCAGUACGUUUCUGGGGAAGGACCAUCAGUGCCAAGAAGCAUGUCUGGAGAGGGGAGCAUGGUGCAGGGUUGGGUUAUUUGACUGCUUAAUUAAUUAUUAUAUAUUUAAAAUACAAUUAGCUACAAGAAGAUGACAGUUUGAUAAAAUUAAUUAAUAUUAUUUGUCUGAAUAUUGUGGGUUUAUAUAUAUAUAUAUAUAUAUGAAGUGGAGAUUUGGUUGUGUUGUCCA
Messenger RNA from Diospyros lotus (date-plum), 1190 nucleotides. RefSeq names its product agamous-like MADS-box protein MADS3. The record is from RefSeq and is a predicted model, not a curated record. Gene Ontology annotation, biological process: positive regulation of transcription by RNA polymerase II. Gene Ontology annotation, molecular function: RNA polymerase II cis-regulatory region sequence-specific DNA binding; DNA-binding transcription factor activity, RNA polymerase II-specific; protein dimerization activity. Lineage: Eukaryota; Viridiplantae; Streptophyta; Magnoliopsida; Ericales; Ebenaceae. Gene Ontology annotation, cellular component: nucleus.